This is a messenger RNA of Hylaeus anthracinus, 1374 nucleotides long. RefSeq lists its product as uncharacterized. The transcript is spliced from 2 exons. The record is from RefSeq and is a predicted model, not a curated record. The coding region runs from base 50 to 586 and encodes 178 amino acids. NCBI's taxonomy places the organism in Eukaryota, Metazoa, Arthropoda, Insecta, Hymenoptera, Colletidae.
UCAAGAGCCGUCGAUACACGGGUUAAGGAGGAAAUACCGGAUUGACGAUAUGCUGCGUUUGAACUGCACAUCCGGCCGGAGUAAACCCGCGGCCAAUCUCACCUGGUACAUCAACGGCCGACAACCGCUGGAGUCCCACGUCCGCACGUACAGCCCCCUCGACACCAACGAAUCAGAGUGGCAGAUCUCCCAGAUCGGCCUCCAGUUUCUCCUAACACACGAACACUUCACCCUGGGCAAGCUGAAGAUACGUUGCAGCGCCUCCAUAUACAACAUCUAUUGGCGAAGCACCGAGGUCAGCGUAGAGGAGGAUAGGCCCAGGGUGAUACACUACGAGCCCGCAGCGACCAUCGUCGGCAUCAACUACCUUCAACCGCCGCCCAACUUCCAAACGGGACAGCAGAAGCCUGACGGACAGGUUGGAGUCAAAGGUAACGAUCCCUCGACGAAUCAGCGCGUCCGACUGUCGAUUUUGGUCGAGCAUGAAUUUAUGUUUCCUGGCGGUUGUAUCUGCGUCGUUAUUUUGAUUUCUGACGCGGACACUGAUAUGCGUGCUGUAUCAAGUGCGAGUUCUUUGUGUUGUUGAAUGAUUGGUUGUUCGCGUGGCGUGGGAUGUUGAUAGAACGUAUUUUUACAAAUAUCCCUGGUAAUGGAGUAUUGGUUGCACGAACCUAGCAAAAUAGUGAGACCUUACCCUGUUGUAUCAAGUACUUCACGAAGCAUGUAUCUUUUUACUAUCUUUUGGCAUGUAUCAAAUAGACAUCAGAUCGACUGUUAUCGAAUUUUUGUUCAAUCUGAGAUCCGUGCAAUACUCCUGUACAGGUAGACGUAGCUGAAACUCUUAAUCAUAAUGACACAUCUUUAAGCUCCGAUUUUUGAAUAUUCCAAAGCAUUGGCUACACUAGUCUUGAAAACCUGUUUGUUAUUUCUGUGGAACGGUAUUCUAUCGUUCGCAGACUUUUUGUUUAUAUAUUGCAGGAUGUAUAUAAUACUUCUUCAUCAGAAAAUGUUGAUAAAGAGGACCACCCAAAUGUCUCUGUCACUGAAGUAUUGAUUGCACAAGUCUGGAAAACCCAGUACCUUUCCUAUCUCGCUGAUUGUGAAUGCUUCUUCGUUACUUCACUCUCUUAUCUGUCAAAGAUUUCAUUGUUUGGCUCGUUUACUAUUUCCUGUUAAUGGCACGAUUUCGUCGAGAAAUGUUUGACUAUCCAGGUAGAAUAUUGAUUGGCCAGGCUCAGCAGGUUCAAUAUAUGAUUUAUACCAUUGAAAACUUUGGUCUCUAUUAGCCCUACAACCUGUGUAAACUAUUACAUAACUAAAGUUAGCUGGCCAACACACCUAAGUAUACCUAAUACUAUUGCUAGUGAAAUACUU